Messenger RNA from Pan troglodytes (chimpanzee), 1143 nucleotides. It is a transcript of the gene FOS, whose product is annotated as Fos proto-oncogene, AP-1 transcription factor subunit. The record is from RefSeq and is marked provisional. Lineage: Eukaryota; Metazoa; Chordata; Mammalia; Primates; Hominidae. Gene Ontology annotation, molecular function: DNA-binding transcription factor activity, RNA polymerase II-specific; RNA polymerase II cis-regulatory region sequence-specific DNA binding. Gene Ontology annotation, biological process: regulation of transcription by RNA polymerase II. Gene Ontology annotation, cellular component: nucleus. Bases 1 to 1143 code for a protein of 380 amino acids. The transcript has 4 exons.
AUGAUGUUCUCGGGCUUCAACGCAGACUACGAGGCGUCAUCCUCCCGCUGCAGCAGCGCGUCCCCGGCCGGGGAUAGCCUCUCUUACUACCACUCACCCGCAGACUCCUUCUCCAGCAUGGGUUCGCCUGUCAACGCGCAGGACUUCUGCACGGACCUGGCCGUCUCCAGUGCCAACUUCAUUCCCACGGUCACUGCCAUCUCGACCAGUCCGGACCUGCAGUGGCUGGUGCAGCCCGCCCUCGUCUCCUCCGUGGCCCCAUCGCAGACCAGAGCCCCUCACCCUUUCGGAGUCCCCACCCCCUCCGCUGGGGCUUACUCCAGGGCUGGCGUUGUGAAGACCAUGACAGGAGGCCGAGCGCAGAGCAUUGGCAGGAGGGGCAAGGUGGAACAGUUAUCUCCAGAAGAAGAAGAGAAAAGGAGAAUCCGAAGGGAAAGGAAUAAGAUGGCUGCAGCCAAAUGCCGCAACCGGAGGAGGGAGCUGACUGAUACACUCCAAGCGGAGACAGACCAACUAGAAGAUGAGAAGUCUGCUUUGCAGACCGAGAUUGCCAACCUGCUGAAGGAGAAGGAAAAACUAGAGUUCAUCCUGGCAGCUCACCGACCUGCCUGCAAGAUCCCUGAUGACCUGGGCUUCCCAGAAGAGAUGUCUGUGGCUUCCCUUGAUCUGACUGGGGGCCUGCCAGAGGUUGCCACCCCGGAGUCUGAAGAGGCCUUCACCCUGCCUCUCCUCAAUGACCCUGAGCCCAAGCCCUCAGUGGAACCUGUCAAGAGCAUUAGCAGCAUGGAGCUGAAGACCGAGCCCUUUGAUGACUUCCUGUUCCCAGCAUCAUCCAGGCCCAGUGGCUCUGAGACAGCCCGCUCCGUGCCAGACAUGGACCUAUCUGGGUCCUUCUAUGCAGCAGACUGGGAGCCUCUGCACAGUGGCUCCCUGGGGAUGGGGCCCAUGGCCACAGAGCUGGAGCCCCUGUGCACUCCGGUGGUCACCUGUACUCCCAGCUGCACUGCUUACACGUCUUCCUUCGUCUUCACCUACCCCGAGGCUGACUCCUUCCCCAGCUGUGCAGCUGCCCACCGCAAGGGCAGCAGCAGCAAUGAGCCUUCCUCUGACUCGCUCAGCUCACCCACGCUGCUGGCCCUGUGA